CUGCUCUUCCUAUUGCCAAACCCAGGGCCCUUUACAGCAGCCAAAGCGCGUUUCCAGCUCAAUCCCACUCCACCAUCUCCCACCAAGGGCUCCAGCAAGGAGGAGCUGGCCAAGGGUCGACAACCAUCAGUGUCCCCUGGACAGGACUGAGCUGGGGGCCAUGGCCGAGCGCCGGGCAGGCACCAAGAGCCGGCGCUUGGGCUCCAGCCGACGCAAGGGCUUUGGUGAGGCACCCGCAGCAGCCCCCAGCCCCGGCAAGGAGCCAUCAUGGGCAGCUGAAAUAGUGCAGAGGGUGCAGGAGCUCCUCAGGGAGCAGGACAAGGACCAGGAGGGGUUCGUCACCCGCUCGGCCAUACAGAGAUUACAGGAGGAAGAUCUCCCAUGCAGCACGGAGGAGUUGGAGCUCGUCUUCAAUGGGCUGGAUGCAGCCGGCGCCGGGCGGUUGAGAACUGAGGAAUUCACUUUUGGACUCUGGCAGUUCCUGAGCUCCCAGAAGGCUGCCAGGGACCAUCGCCGGCAGAAAACAGCAUCGCGGAGGAUCCCCUUGGUCCUUCCCAGCCCGGCGCUGGAGGAGGUGGACAGUGAGGAGCAGAGGCAGUUCUCUGCCUUUAUGGACCAGUUGGGCACGGACAACAUCUCUGAGGAACAGGAGAUCUGGGAGCUCUGGCGGAAGCUCCGGCAGGAUGAAUCCCAGCUCCUGGACACUCAGGAGGACUUUGUGGCCAAGGUGAGGCACCGCAUCCAGGAAGUGAGGAACAAGAAGGAGGCUUUGGAGGAGACCCUGAACAAACGCGUGGCCGAGCACGGCAGGGAGGUGCAGCGGCUCUGCGGGGCUCUGGAGCAGCGGAUCCAGGUGGAGCAGCAGCGGCUGGAGCAGGAGAGCGUGGCCCCGAGCCCCCAGCGUGCGGCGGAGCUCCAGCGAAUGCUGGAUGCCGGUGAGAAGGAGGUGCAGCGCCUGGUCACAGCGCAGCUGGAGCUGGAGACACGGUGCCACAGCCUCCGCAGCAUGCAGGAAGCUGCCAGCACCGAGAACCGGCAGCUUGAGGAGAGCAAGCGGGCGCUGGAGCAGCACCUUCAGCACCUCCACCAGCAGCUCCAGCAGACCCACGGGCGCCUGCGGGCAGUGAGGGCUGCGGUGGCUUGGGAGCACGUGGAGGAGCCGGGGGGCAGAGCAGUGGCAGAGCUGCCCAGCGAGACACCCGUGUCCCCAAAGAUGGGUCGGGAGCAGAGCAAGAAGUACCGCUCCAAGACGCAGACGAGGGUGGGGUCCCAGAGCAGCGAGCCCAAAGCCAAGAGCACCCACCAAGUGGUUUGGGAAAUGCUGCCUGCAGAAGUAAGCCUUUUGGGAGCCCCGCAGGGAGCGAGCUCUGUGGAAGAGGACCCCUGCCCAGAAUCUCUGAAAGAGGAAUGGUUCUCUGUCCAGAGCUCUUUGCUAAGAGAGGUGGAUGAUGCAACAGCAGCUCUGAGCAAACAGCUGAAGCCACAGGCACCAGGUGCACCCCCUGCUCCAGCAAACACUGCACAUCACCCCCAGGAUGAUGCUGAGCACCAAAUGGGGCGGGAGGAAGGCACAGCACAUGGAACAACCCCCAGGGUGCAACAGGAGACCCUCUCUGGUCAUACUGGUCACAAGCUGUUUGAAGGAGACAUGGAAGAAGGACCAGGCACAGCUCCAGAUGUGCCACAGGCUGAUGUGUGGCCGUUAGGUGCUUCAGGACAGGCAGCCCAAAGCGAGCUCCAGGAGCAGGUCUCAGCAGAGGCAGAGAAGCCACCACACGCGAUGGAAACAGAGAAAGCAGCUGCUGGACCUGCUGAGCUUCCAAAACAAGAAGUGGCACCAGCAUCGCCCCUUCACACAAGGGUCCUACAGGAGGAAGAUGCUGGGAAUGAUCAGCUGGGGACAGUUCUUGGAGGCAGCUCACUGGGGGAUGCAGCCAGCACGCAGCCUCAAAGGCAGUCGUUGGGAGAACAGAGCAAAGACCUCGAUGUUGAUCGAUGGAAGAAGCAGGAGGUUGGAAGGAAAAUGAGCCAGGAAGGAGAGCCAAGUCCAGGGGAGCCAGGGACUGUCACUGCAGAUGGGGCAGGAGCUGCCCCAAGGGGUUCUCCUAAAGCCCCCCUGGACCCAGAUCACCUCUACAAUGUGCUGUUUGUCGGGGACUCCCAUGUGGGCAAAACAUCGUUCCUGUACCGGCUGCAUGCUGACACCUUCAACCCGCACCUCACCGCCACCGUAGGACUGGAUUAUCAGGUGAAAAGCUUUGUCGUGGACAACAAGUGCUUUGCUCUCCGCCUGUGGGACUCAGCUGGUCAAGAAAGGUACCACAGCAUCACCAAGCAGUUCUUCCGGAAGGCGGAUGGGGUUGUGCUGAUGUACGAUAUCACAUCCGAGUAUUCCUUCUUGGACGUGCAGUACUGGCUGAGCUGCAUCCAGGAAGGAGCAGAAGAUGGAGUCGCUAUUCUGCUUCUUGGGAACAAAACUGACUGUGCUGCAGAGAGACAGGUCCCUAUGGAGCAGGGGGAACGCCUGGCCAAGGAGCAUCAGCUCAUGUUUUACGAAUGCAGUGCUGCCUCGGGCCACAACAUCUCCGAGUCCAUGGUCAGCUUGAUCAGGUUGCUCAAAGUGAAUGAGGAUAAACUGAAAAAUAAGGCAGAAGAGGUACCAAAGCUACCUCAGAAGAAAAAGAGCUGCUGCUGGUGAUGGAGAGACCCCCCCAUGUGAUCUGAAACUGCAGUGACAGACAGAAAAGCACAAAAAUAGCCUUCAGACACCAUCUCUGCUCCCCAUGUGUCUGCCUGGCCCCAUGUCCCUCAGAUGCUGAGAGCAAAAGUCGCUGUGGAGGAGUGGCUGUUACCCAGCCCCUUCUCUGCUCAUCUCCUGCCACCAUCCCAGAGGACAGGAGCCCUUGUAAAUACUUGUUGGGAAACUUUACUGCUUUCUUUUGAAGACAUAAAAUGGGCUAUGGAAAGAGGCAGAAUAGGAAAUUAGACAGAUCUGAGAUGCUGGAAUGAUAUUGGAAGCAGCAGGGAGCAAAACCGAGUCGUGGGAUGGAAGACAUGAAUACCAGGAGUCACCAAAGGCUGGUGUGUAAAACAGGGGGUUUAGGGCUGUUGGUGCUGCUGUGUGGUGGUGUCUUUUGCUCUGGCUUUGCAAUCUGAUCUGGAACAAUGAAAUAUGGAAUAUAUCCUAAAUGCACUUUUAACUCCCUGCAGUUAGGCAAGGUAAAGUUAAGUUUUUCUCUUUCCUGGUUUAUUGUGCCAGUUAGCAGCAAUGGGUCUUGACAGAAAACUGCUAAAAACUGCUUAAAACAAAUGUAAAACCUCCAAAACCACAUCCAGGAUAAUAAAAAGAGCACUGGGGUGGUGGGAUGUGGGAGCAGGUAAAUGCUUGCAGGAGCUCUUUUCAUUGCUUUGCCCCCAGAGCAGGUAUUUGCACUAUUGCAGAUCUCAGGGUGAGGAGGGCAGAGCAAGCUGCUGCACCCUGCCCUUCUGCACUGAGGUGGCUGCUGUAUGAAGUACUGAAUUGGGGUCAAAAAGAAAACCCAGUGCGAAAAACCUAAACAAGCACAUUUCAAGGGGGUUUUAAUUAUUUUUUUUUCUACAGCUUCAUGCAGAGAACUGUAUUUUUUGCAGAGAAAGACAUAGAGACUGAAUAAAUAAAAUGACAAUUGUUGUGUUUUAAUGGUUUUCUGUGUUACAGGUGUUGCCUUGUCCUCCAGCAAGGAGAGGUAUUUAAAGACCAUGCUUUCAUGCAGAUUUGGGGGAAAAUAGUUCUGCUCAGAUGGGUUUGCCUUUCGUUGACAUUAUUAUCUAUAUAUACAUUAUGGCAGAGCAGAAUAGCAGCCAGUUUCUGCUUUAUAACAAUACAGUGACAAGAAGCGUUGGUUUCCUAAUAACACUAUAUGCUAAAGAAAAGGAUAUCAUUCUGCAUGUUUCUGACUGUUAUAGCCCAGCUUUCCCAGGAAACAAGGCUUAGGAGCUCCUGCUGCCCGUGUAUGUGUACCUGUUGGUACAAAAGUCCCUGGUGAGGAGCAAUUGCAAAGCUCUGAGAUGCUGUGACUUGUGUGAAUAAAGGCCUGAGUAACUGAGA
Molecule: messenger RNA, 4087 nt
Organism: Pezoporus flaviventris
Lineage: Eukaryota; Metazoa; Chordata; Aves; Psittaciformes; Psittacidae
Gene: RAB44
Product: RAB44, member RAS oncogene family
Exons: 16
Coding region: 161-2698 (845 amino acids)
Molecular function (GO): GTP binding; GTPase activity
Source: RefSeq, a predicted model, not a curated record